Dendrobium catenatum is the source of this 922-nucleotide messenger RNA. RefSeq names its product nudix hydrolase 26, chloroplastic-like. The record is from RefSeq and is a predicted model, not a curated record. The coding region runs from base 6 to 683 and encodes 225 amino acids. Gene Ontology annotation, molecular function: bis(5'-adenosyl)-pentaphosphatase activity; guanosine-3',5'-bis(diphosphate) 3'-diphosphatase activity. NCBI's taxonomy places the organism in Eukaryota, Viridiplantae, Streptophyta, Magnoliopsida, Asparagales, Orchidaceae. The transcript is spliced from 6 exons. Gene Ontology annotation, biological process: nucleoside phosphate metabolic process; ribose phosphate metabolic process. Gene Ontology annotation, cellular component: chloroplast.
AGGACAUGCAUUUCUUAAGUACUAAUUUCUCAUUCAACGUGCCGGUGUCGCUUAGAGGAUCGAUGAUCUAUUUGUGUCGUCCCUUGCCAUACCGUCUGCCCAGCUAUCCCGCUCUGAGUAAAUACGUGCUAUCUUGCCCGGUCAAUCCUCCUCCGUUUGCCAACUCUACAGGUUUGCAACUGCGUCCACAGAAGCAAUUUCAUCUUCCCUUCCACUCUUCCAUGGAAGCACCUCCAGCGGGCUACCGAAAGAACGUUGGCAUAUGUCUCAUAAAUUCGUCUAAGAAGAUCUUUUCAGCUUCACGGCUUGAUAUCCCUGAUGCUUGGCAAAUGCCUCAGGGCGGUGUUGAUGAAGGAGAAGACCCCAGGGAUGCUGCAAUUAGAGAACUAAUGGAAGAAACUGGAGUUUCAUCUGCAGAGAUCCUUGCAGAGGUUCCUUAUUGGUUGACCUAUGAUUUUCCUCCUGAAGUUAGAGAGAAAUUGAAUAAGCAAUGGGGAUCAGAUUGGAAAGGUCAAGCACAGAAGUGGUUCUGUUUUAGAUUCGUUGGGAGGGAGGAGGAGAUAAAUCUUAGCGGGAAUGGGACUGAGAAGCCAGAGUUCGGUGAAUGGUCAUGGAUGACUCCACAACAAGUGAUUGAACUACUUCUGGUGAUACAUUGUUAUAUUCAACUUUUUCACCUGUAACGAUGCUGUAUCAUCAAAGGCUGCUCUCAUUAAUUGAGCUUCUACUUUGAAGGGUGAUGCACAGCCUAUUUCGGCUUCAAUUUUAAGGGGUGUCUGUCAACUUUGGGUUGCUCAUUAAAGGGUGCGCCAUCUACUCAUAAGGGGUGAUUUGUCCAUCUCUUUUGUUUCCACUCUUAAGGAGUGGUUUGUCAUUGGCGACUUCCAUCAUAACAAGUGAUAUAAGCUUGCAUUAGUUUGAA